Molecule: messenger RNA, 309 nt
Organism: Adineta ricciae
Lineage: Eukaryota; Metazoa; Rotifera; Eurotatoria; Adinetida; Adinetidae
Source: the annotation of a GenBank genome assembly
AUGGAAACAAUCAACGUGCCAAGUAGACAACAAAUCUUUCACAUGUUUCACUUGAGAGAAGAAAUAACUUUGUUUAAAUUUGCUGAAACAUACAACACUGGAACCUACACUUAUCAUUUGUUCGAUGACAAUAUUCUCAACAAAGCAUCUCAAUCAAAACAAUUACGUGAAGAAGCCAUCGAGUUGUUGAAUAUGAUGGGUCUGAAACGAUGUCGCAUUGCGUAUACACAACUCAACACAGAGUCAAACCACCAACAUCACUCACAAAAGAUGAUUUGGCCAUUAGUACAAUGCAUUUGGUUGAUCUAA